Molecule: messenger RNA, 8712 nt
Organism: Drosophila innubila
Lineage: Eukaryota; Metazoa; Arthropoda; Insecta; Diptera; Drosophilidae
Gene: FASN1
Product: fatty acid synthase
Biological process (GO): fatty acid biosynthetic process
Molecular function (GO): fatty acid synthase activity; phosphopantetheine binding; oxidoreductase activity
Source: RefSeq, a predicted model, not a curated record
CCUGAUGCCGCGAAUAUUCGUUAUUCACAUUUCGUCGUUAGAUCGCGCAAAUUUGUACGGUAGUUUUUGCCAUUAACCGCUACCACCCAACACCCCCGCAUUUACAAGUGCUUCGCAUCAAUUGCACUCAGUAAAGUGUAUAUGGCAAUUUGAAUUUAAAAAUAUUUUAAAAUUUAAAUAAAUCAAACGUUUACGAAAAUACGAAAAGUGCUCGAAAGUGCCCAACAAUAGACCAAAACAAAAGUUUUGGCUAAGAUCUGCAUUGCAGCUUUGGAUCUAAGAGUUAAUUAAAAGUUGUCAAUGGUUUUUGGCCAACAGUAAGGACCAACUGUCCCAAAACUCCUAUCGACUUUUAUCACUCCCAUAAACCAGAGAGAAGCUCCCAGGGGCAAGUGGUUGCUGUUGACUCACAAAACAGCUGUCGAGGAAUCGCCUGAUUUUUAGUCGCGAGAAGCUGUUGAAAGCCGUGGAUCAGCAAGCUGUUGCGGUCAAGCACAAUAACAACAACAAAAGCCCGCAGACUGCAGAGAAUAACGGUAAAAGUGCACGGGCGCUGCGUCGCCGUCGCCGUCGCAAUAAGAAGCAACAAAAUUCGCAACAACCUGACUGCUUUGAGGAUCCCAAGCCCAACAACGAGCAGCUAACACCGAGCACCUCCAAUUUCCACUGCGAAAAAGAAGAUUCGAUAACCGAUAACAACAAGAUGCCAGCCCGAUUUGCCGAUGACGUCAUCACCGCUGAGCCAGCGACGCGUACUGCCCCCCAAUUGGACCUGGGUGGUGGACACUAUGCGUCCCGGCAGCAGCAGCAGCACCUGUUGAACGAUGAGAUUGCCAUCACUGGCUUCUCCGGCCGUCUGCCCGAGAGUUCCACCAUUGAGGAGUUUAAGCAGAAUCUAUUCGAUGGCGUCGACAUGGUCAACGAUGAACCUAGACGUUGGGAGCGGGGUCUUUAUGGCUUGCCGGACAGGAUUGGCAAGCUCAAGCAGAGCGAUCUGGAGAACUUUGAUCAGCAGUUCUUUGGUGUGCAUCAGAAGCAAGCGGAGUGCAUGGAUCCCAUGCUUCGGAUAAUGCUCGAAUUGACACACGAGGCAAUUAUCGAUGCUGGUCUGAAUCCGGUAGAUUUGCGCGGAUCUCGCACUGGGGUCUACAUUGGUGUGUCCACAUCGGAGACCGAGCAGCAUUGGUGCCAUGAUGCGGAUCGUGUAAAUGGCUAUGGAUUGACUGGAUGUGCAAGGGCCAUGUUCGCCAAUCGUAUAUCGUUUACAUUCGAUUUCAAGGGUCCCAGUUACAGCAUUGACACUGCCUGCUCCAGUUCGUUGUAUGCGAUGGAGCAGGCCUUCUCGGACAUGAAGGAGGGCAAGAUCGAUAAUGCCUUGGUCGCCGGCUGUGGUUUGAUCCUGAAGCCAACCAUGUCGCUGCAGUUCAAGAGAUUGAACAUGUUGAGUCCGGAUGGAAGUUGCAAGGCCUUUGAUGAAUCCGGCAAUGGAUAUGUACGCUCCGAGGGCUGUGUGGUCCUUCUACUUCAGCGGACAUCGGCUGCCAAGCGUGUGUACGCCUCCAUCUUGAAUGUGCGCACCAAUACAGAUGGCUACAAGGAGCAGGGAAUCACGUAUCCCAUUGGCAGCAUGCAGAAUCGUUUGAUACGCGAAACCUAUGAGGAGAUUGGCCUCAAUCCCAACGAAGUGGUCUAUGUGGAGGCCCACGGCACUGGUACCAAGGUCGGCGAUCCCCAGGAGGUUAACUCCAUUACGGACUUCUUUUGCAAGAAUCGCACGACUCCGCUGUUGAUUGGCUCCGUCAAAUCCAACAUGGGUCACUCGGAACCCGCUUCGGGUGUUUGCUCUGUGGCCAAGAUCCUGAUUGCCAUGGAGGAGGGCGUCAUUCCCGCCAAUCUGCACUAUAACAAACCCAAUCCGGAUCUAUACGGUCUGGUCGAUGGUCGCCUCAAGGUGGUGGACAAGAAUCUACCAUGGAAUGGUGGCAUCAUUGGUCUCAACUCCUUUGGCUUUGGCGGCGCCAAUGCUCACGUCAUUCUCAAAUCGAAUCCCAAGCCCAAGACGGUGACUCCUCUGAAUACGGCACCCAAGCUAGUGGUUGCCUCGGGCCGUACCUUUGAGGCCGUCCAACAGUUGCUGGAAUCCACAGCAAUCCACUCUGAUGAUGAUGAAUACUUGCAGCUCCUCAACGACAUCCAUUCCAAGCCCAUUCCCCUGCACUAUUUCCGGGGCUACAGUGUGGUGAACAACAAGGGAUCUCUGCAGCGGGAGGUGCUGGAUUCCAGCGAUGAAAAGCGUCCGGUGUGGUACAUCUAUUCGGGCAUGGGCAGCCAGUGGGCCAGCAUGGCCAAGGAUCUCAUGCAGAUCGAUGUCUUUGCCAAGACGAUUCAACGUUGCGCCGAUGUCCUAAAGCCCGAGGGCGUCGAUCUUAUCGAUGUCCUUACCCGAUCCACGGAUAAGAGCUUUGAGAACAUUCUCAACUCGUUCAUCUCGAUUGCCGCCAUGCAGGUGGCUUUGACCGAUCUCCUGACCUCCCUGAACAUCCAUCCCGAUGGCAUUAUCGGUCACUCGGUGGGUGAAUUGGGUUGCGCCUAUGCCGACGGCUGUUUCACCCCGGAGCAGACUGUCCUAGCUGCCUACUGGCGUGGCAAGAGCAUCCUGGACACCCAGCUACCCAAGGGUAAGAUGGCCGCUAUCGGCCUGAGCUGGGAUGAGGCCCAUAAGCGUGUGCCCAGCGAUUGUUUCCCCGUCUGUCACAACAGCGAGGAUAACUGCACGAUUUCUGGACCGGAUGCAUCCAUCGAGGCGUUCGUGGCCAAGCUUAACGGACAGGAGGUCUUCGCCAAGGCGGUCAACAGCAGUGGCUAUGCGUUCCACAGCAAAUACAUUGCCGACGCUGGUCCCAAAUUGCGCAAGAGUCUGGAGAAGAUUAUACCGAAUGCCAAGAACCGUACCGCACGCUGGGUGAGCACCAGCAUUCCGGAAUCCGCCUGGGGAACACCAGUUGCGAUGCAAUCUUCGGCUGCUUAUCAUGUGAACAACUUGCUGUCGCCGGUGCUGUUCCAUGAGGCACUGCAGCAUGUGCCCAAGAAUGCCAUUGCCAUUGAGAUUGCGCCCCAUGGUCUCCUGCAGGCCAUUCUUAAGCGUGCUCUGGGUGCGGAGGCCACCAACUUGAGCCUGGUGAAGCGUGGACAUGAGAACAACGUCGAGUUCUUCCUGACCAAUGUGGGUAAACUGUUUGCCGCCGGUGCUCAGCCUCAGGUGUUGAAUCUGGUGCGUCCCAUCAGUUAUCCCGUGGGUCGUGGUACUCCCAUGUUGAACUCGAAGAUUGGAUGGGAUCACAGCCAGAAGUGGCUGGUGGCCAAGUUUGACAAGGAAACGUCGUCGGGUGAGACCAUCAUUGAGGUGGAUCUGUCCAAGGAGGAGGACGCCUUCCUCGCUGGCCAUACCAUUGAUGGACGCAUCCUAUUCCCGGCCACCGGCUACAUGACUCUCGCCUGGAUGUCCUACGCCAAGAUGCGGGGUGGCGAGUUCCACAAGACGCCGGUUGUCAUGGAGAAUCUGGUGUUCCAUCGUGCCACGAUUCUCAAUAAGAGCGCUGUGGUCAAGUUCGGCAUCAAUUUCUUUGACGGCACCGGCAACUUUGAGAUCUGUGAGAGCGGCAGCUUGGCCGUCUCUGGAAAGAUCAGCAUCCCCGAGAGCAUUGACAGCGAGGAGCUGCCCCUGGAGCCUCAGAUGGCCAGCAAUGUGGCCAAGCAGCUGGCCACUAAUGAUGUCUACAAGGAGUUGCGUCUUCGUGGUUACGAUUACUCCGGAAUCUUCCGUGGUAUUGUCAAUUCAGAUACGUUUGCUUCGGCUGGACACUUGCAGUGGGUGGAGAAUUGGGUUAGCUUUAUGGAUACAAUGCUGCAGUUCAGCAUUCUCAGCAAGAAUCUGCGGGAGCUCUAUUUACCCACUCGCAUUGAGAAGGCUGUCAUCAAUCCCCUCAAGCAUUUGCAGCUGAUCAACGGACUCAGCAAGGAAUCGCAGACAAAUGUGGGUUUGCCCGUCUCCUGGUAUGACAGCAUCAAUGUCAUCAAGAGCGGUGGCGUGGAGCUGCGGGGAUUGAAGGCCUCGCUGGCUCAGCGUCGUCCUGGCACACAGAAUCCUCCCACAUUGGAACGCUACAGCUUUGUGGCCAACAACAAUACCACGGAAUUGAACGAGAACACGGAUAAGGCGCGUCUGCAUGCCUUGGACGUGGCCAUCCAGCUCAUCAUUGAGAAUUCCAGUGGUGCGGUGAAACUCAAGGGUGUGGAACUCGCCAACGGACGCAAUCCCGAUGUCCUGAUGGCCAAUCAUCUGCUGCAGAUCAUCGAGGGUGAACCAGUCCUCACCGGUGACGUCGCUGUUGUCACCUCCAACAACAAUGAGGAGCUCAUUGCCAGCUCCCUGGGUGACUCCGGCGUGCGUGUCGUGUCCAAGGAUGUUGUGAAGGAACCGGUUGAGCAGAACUGUCACUUUGUCUACGGCAUCGAUGUGCUGUCCCGUCCGGAUACGAAAACGCUGGAGAAUAGCAUUGCCAGCAUCCGGGACACGGGAUUCCUCAUAUUGGAGGAGGGUCUAACCACUUACACCAAGUCCGGACGUGCUUUGCUCGGCAAGUUCGGUUUCGUGCCCGUGCAGGAGCAGACUCUCGGAGGUACUCGCAUUCUGAUCUUGGCACGUCGUCGGGUUGACCUAAAGACCCGCAAGUCCAUUGUUGUCCAGGUCACGGAACAGAACUUCAGCUGGGUGGAUGACCUCAAGGUGGCUCUGGCCACAGCCGCCACGGAGGAGCAGUACGUCUAUGUGGUGUGCCAGAAUGAGGAGCUCUUCGGCGCCGUCGGUCUGAUGACCUGCAUCAAGAAUGAGAAUGGCGGCAAGCUGGCACGUCUGGUCUUUGUCCAGGACAAGGUGUCUGACAAGUUCUCCUUGACGGCACCCAUUUACGCCAAUCAGCUGGAGAAGGAUCUCAUCUCGAAUGUACUGAAGAACGGCAACUGGGGCACCUUCCGUCAUCUGAAGCUGGAGACCCAACAAGCCACCCUGCAGGUGGAGCAUGCCUAUGUGAAUGCUCUCGUCAAGGGUGACUUGGCCUCCCUCAAGUGGAUCGAGGGCGCCAAGUCGGAUGGCUCCAUUAAGAAGGAUCUGGAGACCUGUACCGUUUACUAUGCUCCCGUUAACUUCCGUGACGUGAUGUUGUCCUCGGGAAAACUGGCUGCCGAUGCUCUACCAGGUGAUUUGGCCGAGCAGGAUUGUGUGCUGGGUCUGGAGUUUGCCGGACGUGACACCACCGGACGUCGGAUGGCCAUGGUGCCGGCCAAGUCCCUGGCCACCACGUGUCUGGCCAGCAAGCGCAUGAUGUGGCAAAUCCCCGACAAGUGGACCAUGGAGGAGGCCUCCACGGUGCCCUGUGUCUAUGCUACCGUCUACUACGCUCUGGUUGUCCGUGGACAGAUGAAGAAGGGUGAACGCAUCCUGAUCCAUGCAGGAUCUGGCGGUGUGGGCCAGGCUGCCAUCUCCGUGGCCUUGCAUCAUGGACUGACGGUCUUCACCACGGUGGGAAGCAAGGAGAAGCGCGAGUUCCUCUUGAAGCGUUUCCCCAAGCUCCAGGAUCGCAACAUUGGCAACUCCCGAGACACAUCCUUUGAGCAACUGGUCAUGAUGGAGACAAAGGGACAGGGUGUUGACCUUGUGCUCAAUUCGUUGUCCGAGGAGAAACUCCAGGCAUCCGUACGCUGUCUGGGACUCAAUGGACGCUUCUUGGAGAUUGGCAAAUUUGAUUUGAGCAACAACAGUCCACUGGGUAUGUCCGUGUUCCUGAAGAACACCUCGUUCCAUGGCAUUCUGCUCGACAGUGUGAUGGAGGGCGAGGAGGCAAUGCAGGAUCAGGUGGUAUCCCUCGUUGCCGAGGGCAUCAAGAACGGAGCUGUUGUGCCUCUGCCGACCUCCGUGUUCAACGACAAGCAGGUAGAGCAGGCGUUCCGUUUCAUGGCAUCCGGAAAGCACAUUGGCAAGGUGGUCAUCAAGGUGCGCGACGAGGAGGACGGCAAGAAGGCUCUGGUGCCCAAGGCGCGUCUGAUCAACGCCAUUCCCCGUACUUAUAUGCAUCCGGAGAAGAGCUACAUCCUGGUUGGAGGUCUCGGCGGUUUCGGCUUGGAGUUGACCAACUGGCUGGUGACCCGUGGUGCCCGUUAUAUUGUGCUUACCUCCCGUUCGGGAGUGAAGACCGGCUACCAGGGACUUAUGAUCCGUCGCUGGCAGGAACGUGGCGUUAAGGUGGUGAUCGAUACCAAUGAUGUGACCACAGCGGAUGGUGCCAAGAAGCUCCUGGAGAGCAGCAAUAAGUUGGCCCUGGUUGGAGGCAUCUUUAACCUGGCCGCCGUGCUGCGCGAUGCUCUGAUUGAGGAUCAGACGGCCAAGGACUUUAAGACCGUUGCCGAUCCCAAGGUGACAGCGACCAAGUUCUUGGAUCAGUACUCCCGCACCAUUUGCACCGAGUUGGACUACUUCAUCUGCUUCUCCAGCGUGUCCUGCGGACGUGGCAACAUUGGUCAAUCCAACUACGGCCUGGCCAACUCAGCCAUGGAGCGAAUCUGCGAGCAGCGACAGAUUAGUGGCUUCCCCGGCACAGCCAUCCAAUGGGGCGCCAUCGGAGACACGGGAUUGGUGCUGGAGAACCUCGGUGACAAUGAUACGGUUAUUGGAGGCACAUUGCCUCAACGGAUGCCAUCUUGCCUGCAGACCAUCGAUCUGUUCCUGCAACAACCACAUCCCGUGCUCGCCUCCAUGGUGGUCGCAGAGAAACGCAAAUCCGACUCCUCGGCAGGUGUUAGUCUCAUUUCCACCAUUUCGAAUAUUUUGGGAUUACGUGACACCAAGAACAUUCAGGAUGCCGCUUCCCUGGCCGAUCUGGGCAUGGAUUCGCUGAUGGGAGCGGAAAUCAAGCAAACCUUGGAGCGUAACUUUGACAUUGUGCUGUCCACGCAAGAGAUUCGUCAACUCAGCUUCGGAGCACUCAAGCAAAUGGACGGAGGAGCCGAGGUGAAGCCGGCGACAGCCACAGCCACAGCGACAGCGUCAGUUGCCACAACGGAGCCGGUUGCCAAUACGGUGGCGCCAUCGAGAACGGCCAGUCCAUUGGGCGAUGGCACCCAGGUGGUCUUCACCAGGGAUCUCAUACCCACAGAGGAGAUUGUGCGUCUGGAGACACAAGCUCCGGCAAAUAGCAAACAGACGCCCAUUUUCUUCAUGUCACCCAUUGAGGGAUUUGCCACGGCACUUGCUCCCCUUGCCAAGAGAUUGGAGGUGCCAGCCUACGGCCUGCAGUUCACAAACGAGGUGCCCAUGGACUCCAUCGAGUCGGCCGCGAGAUUCUAUGUGAAGCAACUGCGCACAGUGCAACCCAAGGGACCCUACAAACUGGCCGGCUACUCCUUUGGCUGCCUGCUUACGUACGUGAUGGCUGCCCUCCUCGAGGAGACCAACGAGAUUGCCAGCGUCAUCAUGCUGGACGGAGCACCCACCUAUGUCAACUGGUUCACAAGCAGCUUCAAGCAGCGUUAUGAUGUCGAUGACGACAACAGCAAACAGAGCUACGGCCUGGCCUACUUUGGCAUCGUGUUGGCCAACAUUGACUACAAGGCGCUGGUUCGCUUGCUACUCUUGAUACCCACGUGGGAGGAAAAACUCGAGAAAUUUGCCGAGAUGAUAAGUGUGGAAAUUAAGAAGCCCGAGGAAACUAUUCGCACAGCGGCUAAACUGUUCUACAAGAAACUAGUGCUGGCCGACACCUAUAAGCCAACGCUGAAGCUAAAGUCAAAGGUCACGCUGGUCAAGCCAACAGAUAAUUCAGCCAAGUUGGACGAGGACUAUCGUCUUAAAGAGGUCUGCACAAAACCCGUUGAGGUGCACACAGUAGAGGGCAACCAUCGCACGUUCCUGAUUGAGGAUCAGUCCCUGGCAACCAUACAGAGUAUAUUGAAGCGACUCUUCAAUUAGCUAUCUUAGCCAGAUUUUGGAAACACGCGCACAUAAACAUAAAGAAUACUCAUGUUUUCUGUAAUCCAUAUAUAUAGUUAUAUAUAUGGAAAUCUCCUUCGCUCUCUAUCCUUUUUUUAAAAAAGGAAAAUGCACAGCUUCAUCGUAACAUUGUAAUUCUAGCUAGCACAUUUAGUUAAUGAAUUUAUAUAAUCGCGCUACAAGGAAUGCUUAGCACUAAAUCAUCUACGGAAUCAUCACAAAUCAUUUGGAACUGCCGUCUUGCAGAGUCUGUUCUCAUCCAGGUCCAAAAAUGUUGUCAACAUCCUCUGCGAUUCCUGGCAGUUCUCUACCUAACUUCAUUAUAAGCAUACGGGAAUAGCAGCAUUCCUUGAGAGCCACAGCUACGGCACUAGACGUCCCAACUUACCAAAUAUAUCUAUAUAUAUAUAUAUAUACGCUAUAAAUAUGUGCACAUUUGUCGCAUCUUUUAGUUUUAAUUAGUAUCCUAAGUCUAAAGAUGUUUAUAGUCUCACAUGUAAUGAGUUUCAUUCCUAAUCUAUACAAAAAAAAAAAAAAAAAUAUGAACAAACAAAAAUCAAACUAAUCCUGUUUGUUAUUUUGAUGUAUAAAAUAGACGUACAAAAUUAUCACUCAUAAUUAUUGGGCAUAUAUAAAAUCAAUAUAAAUAAACAAAAAAAACUUCAAAAAUA